Molecule: messenger RNA, 1032 nt
Organism: Polypterus senegalus (gray bichir)
Lineage: Eukaryota; Metazoa; Chordata; Cladistia; Polypteriformes; Polypteridae
Gene: nutf2
Product: nuclear transport factor 2
Exons: 5
Coding region: 148-531 (127 amino acids)
Biological process (GO): protein import into nucleus
Cellular component (GO): nuclear pore central transport channel
Source: RefSeq, a predicted model, not a curated record
ACGAGCAUGCGCUUGUGACUUUAGGCGGGCGUAACGCUGAAGGCUAAUACACCACCCCUAGUAGGCCGCGGUUGCUCGCUGUUCGCCAUAACUGGGAAUCAGGGGAAGCUGGUGUGACUGCUAGGUCGUAUUGCUGGGUGAAUUAGGAUGGGUGACAAGCCGCUCUGGGAGCAGAUAGGAACCAGCUUUGUGCAGCAUUAUUAUCAGUUGUUUGACACAAACAGGCCUCAACUUGAAUCAAUAUACACUGAAGAGUCAUGCCUUACAUGGGAAGGAGAACAGUUUCAUGGAAAAACUGCCAUUAUUCAGAAAAUUUCUAGCCUUCCUUUUCAUAAAAUUGCACAUAGCAUAACUGCACAAGACCACCAGCCCACCCCUGAUAGUUGUAUAUUGAGUAUGGUUGUUGGACAACUCAAAGCUGAUGAAGAUCCAGUCAUUGGAUUCCACCAGAUGUUCCUUCUAAAACACAUCAAUGACUCCUGGGUCUGCACCAAUGACAUGUUCCGACUUUCACUGCACAACUUUACUUAAAAUGCACUUGAUGCAAAAAGGAAGACAAGAAAAAUAGUCCCUGUAUCCAUCACCACCUGCUGUCUUGAGAUUAACCACCUCUUUGAGAUUCCAAAUAUCAUACACAAAAACUAACAAAUGAAAUGCCCGUGCAGAAAUCUGGCCUCUGCAAUUUUCAGAUCUGUCAUUUUUGCUCUUCUGCUACAGUAUAUUGUGGGAAAUCUUCAGUCAUUGUGCAUGAUGUUUGGAAGCUGUUUCAGCUUCAUCCUACAGCACUGGUUUGGCUCACCAAUUUUGUUUUAACUUGAUUUUUUUUUUCCAGUUGUUUGUUGUUGCCAGCAUGCCUUAGAGAAUAAAAUACUGGGUUUAUAUUUUAUUUUCUGUUUUAAUGUACUGACAGGUUGCUCUAGUGAUCCAAAGAACCAAUAUAUUAGCUACCUGUAUUAAGUCCAGAGCUCUUUCAUUUUGUCCAUACUUUACAGAAGCCACGAUACAAAAUAAAACCUUGACAUUUUCUUAAUG